This is a messenger RNA of Lachnellula hyalina, 1698 nucleotides long. RefSeq lists its product as uncharacterized. Lineage: Eukaryota; Fungi; Ascomycota; Leotiomycetes; Helotiales; Lachnaceae. The record is from RefSeq and is a predicted model, not a curated record. The transcript is spliced from 6 exons. The coding region runs from base 1 to 1698 and encodes 565 amino acids.
AUGGCAACCCCGAAUAUCAUCUGCGCAAACUGGGAUCUGGAUAGCACUGAUUGCAAGAAAGUCGGCGGGUAUAGUUGCAAGAACUGUUAUCUCGUGGUGUAUUGCGGCCCGAACUGCCAAAAGUCCCACUGGGCCCUUCACAAGAUAGAUUGCAAGUCGCCUUUGGGAAAGGGAACCUGGAAUCCCGACUGGUCUCUGGAGAACCGAAAACCAGCCUUUGUCAGAGAGGGGUUGGGGGAGAAAUUCGGAGGGAAGAAAUACUUUUGGGGCAAUAUCCCGGCCCUUGAUAUUCUUCAACUUGGCUCCAACGAAGGUGAUGAUUAUGGAGGGCAAUUGCAUCUCUUGUUUGCCGCUUCUGGUGACCUUCGAAAUGUUGCAAAGACCAUCGCCCAGAUCCCUAGUAGCUACAACCAGUCUGUCGACGUUACAAUGAACGACCGUGAUCUUGAUGUCGUGGCACGCAACGCUAUUAUGCUUCUAAUUGCCCUCGUGGUCGACAACAUCGACGAGGCGAUUGACUGUAUGAUCCAUGUGUGGUACUCGGCUCUCAUUCGCAGAUCCGAUCUCAAUAUCCUUCAACAACAGAUUCGUCCUCUCAUCGAAAGCGUUUGUGAAAAGAUCAAAAACAAAGCACCCGGUGGCCUCUUAGGAAAGACGUGGACAUUCGGACAGCGCUCCCUAAGGCUUGUGCUGGAAAAGUCAUCAUGGGAUAGGCUUUUGUUCUCUAUGACCAUUCCAGAGGGCUUAACGGCGGAACGAGCGAACCAAAUACGUACAGCCGUUACCCUUGCUAAAUGCAGAAAAGACUAUCGUGAUCGACAUCUACUUUUUCAAACCCCUUCCCAUCGAAUUGCGAUGAAUCGGUUCUCUGAAGACGGACUCCUGCUCCCGUUUGGAUCUCGACGCUAUGACUUUCGAGAACCAAACCCGACCUUCUUCCAGAGUACCGACACCUGGCCGAUGUAUGAUAAUGCCGAUCCUCUUCACGGGUGGUCUUCGAAGGAAGUUGAAGACAGUUCGAGUGGGCCUGCAUCUGCUGACAUAUACGGCAAGCUCUUCUACUACGUUCGCGCAGUGCUUCGGGCUUUCUUUCUUCGUCUCUCGGGCUUGCAGGUAUCUUUUCGACUUUUUCAGGUGGAUGCUUCUGACCUUCCCGAUCAUCUUCAGGACAGUUCUUUCAGCCGAAUCGAGGUCUCCAAUGUUGCGGACGGCGGAUAUCUUGGGUUGCCUCGCACGAUUGGCUUGAUGGUGCCUUUGCUUCAGGGACCUCUUAUCAACCCACAUGCAACUCUUAUUACUCUGUUGAUGAACGCCGUUGACGAGAAUACAACCAACCAAGACAAAAUUGCUAACUCAACUCUGCAUAGCUUGACAAAACGUCUUCUCAAGUACCUCCCGCGCAAGGGAAUGCCAACUAGUUCUUUUGAUCCUGAAGUCAUCAAGUUUUCAAUCGCUCGGGAGAUUGUGGCAACUUAUGACCACAUUUUCGAGCGGCUAUUACAAAAAUUCCCGUCCUCCGAGGCAGCGCAUUUAUUCGGGGCCGCAAUGAAAGAAAAGCACACUGUUAUCGAGAAGUGGCCGUUCAGAUUGAAGCUCCGACCUGGUCAGCCUGGCGCCCAGGAGGAGUUUGACCGGCUGCUGAGUGGAGGGGUGUCAGGAAAGGAGCGCUACGUGGAGUGGAAGAGAAUCUGCACGUAG